AUGGCUCCCCAUCGCGUCCUGUAUAACACCUUAUGUAAAAUUGGCGACAGAGUUAUCUUCCCAGUGUUGCCAUCCUUUGCGAAACCGGUUUGGAACCAUCCAGCAGGACCUAAAACUGUAUUUUUUUGGGCGCCAACCAUCAAAUGGGCUUUGGUAGCUGCAGGUUUGGCUGACCUUGCCAGACCUGCUCACAAACUCUCGCCGGCUCAGGUAAUUUUAUCAAAACCUAUCGAAGUGAAUUCAAUUGAUCCACUACUGAGAAUAACAAUAUGUUUUCAGAAUGCAGCUCUGUGCGCCACAGGAGCUAUUUGGACUCGCUACUGCCUUGUCAUCACUCCGAUAAACUAUUACCUUUCUAGUGUGAACUUCUUCGUCAUGUGUAGUGGGCUCAUGCAGUUGUGUCGAAUUGCACACUAUAGGUAA
Molecule: messenger RNA, 423 nt
Organism: Strongylus vulgaris
Lineage: Eukaryota; Metazoa; Nematoda; Chromadorea; Rhabditida; Strongylidae
Source: the annotation of a GenBank genome assembly